Messenger RNA from Acaulospora morrowiae, 523 nucleotides. The record is from the annotation of a GenBank genome assembly. NCBI's taxonomy places the organism in Eukaryota, Fungi, Glomeromycota, Glomeromycetes, Diversisporales, Acaulosporaceae.
AUGUCAUCAAAUGCCUCUCGUUUACCUUCGCGACUCCCUAUCAAUGUCACCGCCAUGACAAAUGAGAUUUCAGCUGGACAGCAAGCUUUAACGAUUUCAAAACUGCAAAGGCCCAGUUCAUUAGAUACGAAACUAAAGCUUCCUUCGGCUGGAAUUAAAAACUUAACCUUUACCCAUCCAUCUUCGACGCAGCAUAAUGUUGAACCCACUCGUCUAAGAAAACCACUCAAGUUAAACAACAGGGCAACGCAAAGGAACGAAAAUAAUUUUACUAGUUUAGCAGGAAUGCAACCAUUACACGAGAAAUUCUCUCACCAAAAGAACUUAUUCCAUCGAAAAAAGAUCCAUUCCUUGAAUCUACGAUCUCGUAACCUUUCCCCAAAGAAAACCAAAGAGGAUGAACUUCGCGUGGAAAACUUCCAACUACGCAUCGAGCUUGAAAAACUCCGUAACGAAAAGAACAUGAUUUUAGCCGAGAAAGAGAAAUUACAAGCUGAAAAAAUGGGGUUAACGCAGGAAAUAG